AAACAUGGCAUCGCUGCUCAUCAGAGGGAAAAGGCGAAUGUAAACUCUCAAAUUGCAUCAAAAUAGUAUAAUAAAAAUACGAUAGCACCACUGAUAACAUUGUACGGAAAAGAAUAGUGCAAAUAGAAUGAAAUAAAUCAGAAUUAUUACAGGUAACCUGUAGCAUGAAAUUAGAUUAACAAGAUGGAAGAGUUUUGUCGUAUUUGCUCCCGUGCCGAUGAUUUCCGAAGUUUCGUGUUGACGACGGUCUCACAAGCCACCGAUGUUAAAAUUGACGAUAUGUUAAUUUACUGCACACAGUUAGAGAUUUCGCCAAACGAUGGUCUACCGAAACGCAUAUGUGCCGAUUGUUUGACUGUAUUAAACGCGUCGUACGCAUUUCGAAAACUAUGCUAUCGUUCCGAUGAGGAGUUUCGGCAACUGAUCAAAAACUCUUCACCGGAAUCCGAAUUCGAGUUUAUCCCUGCUGAGCUAGAUCAGAAGAUUGAAUUUGAGGAUCAUAAAUCUGAACCAAUUCAAGAAUGUCGCUCAGAAAUAUCCAUCAAGGAUGAAGUUAUUGAAUUGGAGGAUUUCUGCGAUACUACUGUUAAUGCUUCAGCGAUAGAAGAUGUUGUGGUCCCGAAUGAAACAACGAUUGGGGAUACACUGGAUGCCCCUUCCGUCCAUCUGAAUGAUACCGAUAAUCAGCCCAUGGAAACUUCCCCAAAUCCUGUUUAUAAGUAUAUAUGCAAAGAAUGUGAUUACACUUCGCUUGUGCAUUACAACUUCCGAAGGCAUCAGAAAAUUCAGAAGCACUCUGCUUUCGAUGAGGUACUCACUGAAAAGUCUGCCAAAAAUAAACAGGAAUUAAAAAAAGAAAAAUCUGGCGGGAGGCAAAAUAUAUAUAAAUGUGUCGAUUGCAAGUUUCAGACUCACUGCCAUCUCAAUUUCAAACGUCAUCAGAAAGUGUGGAAACAUUCCAAUGUUACUACUCUCGAUUCUGUUAUAUCUGAAGCCAGCCCUAAAAAGUUUGACUGUCCGCAUUGUGGACAGACUCGUGCCUCGUACUACAGUUUGAAGAGCCAUAUGAAGAAAACAUGUGUGCCACUGAAGGAAAGCAAACAGUUUGAAGACGAACCCGAGGCUCAAAGUGAUAGUUCGGAAAGGGAUGAGCAAGUAGAACAAGCGGCAACUGAAGAAAGCUAUAAGAAACGUUCAGUUUCCUUCCCUGAAGCCAUUUCAACCAAAAGCGAAGUUCAACCGUUCAUGUUCAAAUGUGAAUUCUGUAACUAUUCCUCAGCCAAAAACGGAAACCUAAUAAAGCAUCAUGCAGCGAUGUGCAGAGACUCGACGUACCUCGAUGAAACUCAAACCCCUGAUAAAUUCUUUGGUGACAACAUCAAGAAGAUAAUAAGCGAUUCGAGUGUGAUAGAGGAAUUAUUGAAUAAAACGGGACAGCCUUUAUUUCCAAAAAAAUACAUUUUUGCAAAUCAUGAUACAACCAGUACGUGUAUGCCUCCGGUAAAAUUAAUUAACUUUGUUACGGAAUACGAAAACUGUCUGCUGGUAACGAUGCGCGGCGUUCGGUGUUGCGGAUGCAGCAUAUUUUUCGAGAACAGCCUCACCCUUGCUGAGCAUUGCAAGCAGGCUCAUCCACGAUGGAACACGUGGCUUCUGAAAGAUGGUCUAAGUUGCGAUGAUUGCAAAAUCAUUUUUUACCGACACGACAGCCAGGAUUAUCAUAAUAUGGUCAAGAAAUCGGAUAGGCUAUUCGUUUGUACUCUUUGUGAAAAGGUGAUUGUCAGCUACACAGCCUGGUUUAGCCACUACAGUAAACAUGCUGUUGAGAACGCCAUGCGGUGGAAACAACCGGAAAAAAACAGGUAUUCCUGCAAAACGUGUGGUAGUCUCUUAUUGACUGAAAGUUCCCUUAAAAUGCACCGGUAUAACGGGUGUCAGGAAAUUCAGAGUAAACCAAUUGGCGACAACAAAAAACGAUGGCUGUUACCAUUCCAGUGCGAUUUUUGCAAUUAUUCGUGCAUCAGAAAAUUCAGCCUUCAACAGCAUCAUUUGCUUAGAUGUAAGCACAAUAUAUAUGUGAACGAAAAUACGAUACCAAAUGUGAUGCUCGAAGGUAACCCAAAAAGGAUUAUCACGGAACUAACAGAAAUAAUGAAACUCAGAUUCAAGUCAGGAGAGCCUCUAUUUCCAACCGACUACGAAGAAAAGCUCUACGGACAGAGCGCUACAUAUCAACCCCCCGCAAAGUUGAUCGAUUCCGUUGUGGUAUAUGAAACUUGCCUCGUGCUCACCAUGCGUGGGAGACGCUGCUGUGGGUGCAGCAAGUUUUUCAAUGACGACACGGCCCUCUCUGAGCACCGGGUAACGGAGCAUAAAAAGCACCAAAGCUAUGAUGCACCGUUGGCGACUUGCGCAAACUGUAAUCAAUGGCUUAUCCAAAAAGAUAGCAUUGAACACCAUAAGCAACUUGAGCUAUCCCGUCAAUUGUUAUUCUGCACUUCUUGCGAAACGAUGAUUGUAAGUAACAGUGCCUGGUUUACCCACUGCAAGGUGUGGCAUAGCCGAAAUGUUCCCAACGAAUUCUAUGAAACAGUGGUAGCAGGAGAACAACUCCGAUGCUGUGGAUGCCAUCAGUUGUGCGCUAACCUAACGACUUUGGAGGAACAUCAGGUUAAGGCUCAUCGAAAGAGAAAGCGUUCGCACGGUCCAUCGCAGCUCGAGUGCGGGAAAUGUUUUAAAACAUUCACAUCAUCAGUUCAAUUGCAAAGACAUCAAGAAAUAAACACGGCUAGAAUAUUCUACCGAUGUUUGAGAACCGAAUGCCAAAUGGAGUUCACAAAUGAAAAGGAAGUGAUUGUGCAUAUUGAUGCUUGUGAGAAAACGAACAUUACAACUCAAAACAAUGGUGAAUCCAAAACGUCAUAUUGUUGCUUCGAAUAUUGUAACAAAUCUUUCGAUAACAGCGAUAAGCUAAACGUUCAUAUUGACAUCGUACACAAUUUCCAAAGAAGAGAAAAUCGUUCAGAAAACACCGGAGACUAUGUUUGUUGGAAAUGCUUCAAGGGUUUUCCAUCAGAUGUCUCGUUACGUCGUCAUCAGUUUCCGUGCCGGGAGAAAAGUGAACGUGAAACCAUCAACGAUGAGAAUGUUGACGAGUCUUUCCCCAACCAGACAGGACAAGAAAAAUUACCCCAAUUAGAACAUGCUGGACGUCCUUUCGCAACCAAAAACGAUGAAUUAGAACCAAAAAUGGCGAGAGACAAGCCUAUUCGUUGUUUUCCGUGCCGGAUUUGUCGCGAACCAUUUGAAAUUUUAGCAGCGCGACGUAUUCAUGAGAGGAGGGUUCACAGGGGCGUGAAACCGUUCAAGUGUAAUUAUUGUGAAGCAAGUUUUGUUUUUCGCUCAACAUUAAAGAAUCACGAAAAAGAGCACACCACCAACAUGUAACCUGCUCGUAACAAUGUUGAGCGAUUAACGGUAUUGAAUAACAAUGAAUGAA
This is a messenger RNA of Toxorhynchites rutilus septentrionalis, 3499 nucleotides long. Its product is annotated as zinc finger protein 91-like. The transcript is spliced from 6 exons. Gene Ontology annotation, molecular function: zinc ion binding; DNA-binding transcription factor activity, RNA polymerase II-specific; RNA polymerase II transcription regulatory region sequence-specific DNA binding. Gene Ontology annotation, biological process: regulation of transcription by RNA polymerase II. Lineage: Eukaryota; Metazoa; Arthropoda; Insecta; Diptera; Culicidae. Bases 184 to 3447 code for a protein of 1087 amino acids. The record is from RefSeq and is a predicted model, not a curated record. Gene Ontology annotation, cellular component: nucleus.